AUGAAUUUGCGUCAACAACUAGGUUCGGGCCUCAGCAUGGCCAUGGUGUUAGCCAGCGCCUUUGCGUUUUGGAAACUGUUUUCGAUUGUCACGCUGUCGAACUCGCCGAUCGUCGUGGUGCUGUCCGGGUCGAUGGAGCCGGCGUUCCAGCGUGGCGACGUGCUGUUUCUAUGGAACAGAGAGCAGUACGUCGACGUGGGCGAUAUUGUUGUUUACAAGUUGCACGGAAAGGAUAUUCCGAUUGUGCACAGGGUCGUGAGAGAACACAAGGUGAAGGAAAAGAGCAAGAAGGUGAAAAAGCCCCAGCAGAAACAGAAACUGCUCACCAAAGGUGAUAACAACGAAAGAGACGAUCUGCCAUUGUACUCGUACGGCCAGCAGUAUCUCGACAGAGACCGCGACAUUCUUGGCCGUGUGUUUGGCUACGUCCCGUGGAUCGGCUACGUGACCAUUCUGAUUACAGAAAACGUCUAUUGUAAGUAUGCAAUGAUGGCGAUGUUGGGGCUCUCUGCGCUGUUGCAGGACGAAUGA
Molecule: messenger RNA, 531 nt
Organism: Ogataea philodendri
Lineage: Eukaryota; Fungi; Ascomycota; Pichiomycetes; Pichiales; Pichiaceae
Exons: 1
Coding region: 1-531 (176 amino acids)
Cellular component (GO): membrane; signal peptidase complex
Molecular function (GO): serine-type endopeptidase activity
Source: RefSeq, a predicted model, not a curated record